AUGCUUAUUGAUUGGCUUCUACAGAGGCAUUUGCUGCUGAUUGGAAACCAGGGAGUUGGCAAGAACAAGCUGGCAGAUCGUUUUCUGAGCAUGCUCCGGCUGGAAAGGGAAUACUUGCAGCUGCACCGCGACACAACGGUUCAAUCCUUGACAACACAGCCGAUUCUCCAGAACGGUGUCGUGGAGUACCAAGAUUCACCCCUAGUGUCCGCCGUGCGGCACGGGCGAGUGUUGGUCAUUGACGAAGCAGACAAGGCCCCUCUGGAAGUUGUUUGCAUACUCAAAAGCCUUGCAGAAGAUGGCGAGUUCACGCUUGGAGACGGGAGGACGAUUAUGGCACGGGAGCGCAUUCCUGAACCGCCCUCGCAGCUACACGAGCAGCAUCUCCUCCCUAUCUCACCGGGCUUCCGCAUGAUUGUCCUGGCCAACAGACCGGGCUACCCCUUCUUGGGCAACGAUUUCUAUCGAGAGUGCGGGGACGUCUUCGCCACACAUGCUGUCGAGAACCCAGACAUCACCUCUGAAGUCGAACUCCUUCGGAGCUACGGGCCUUCAGUACCGCAGGAGCAUCUCGUCCGCUUGCUGGGGCUUUUUGCCGAGUUGAGGCACUUGGUGGAGGAAGGCGUGCUUUCUUAUCCAUACUCGAGCCGCGAGCUGGUUCGCAUCGUGCGACAUCUUGAGAGCUUCCCAGAUGACCCAAUUGAGGAGGUGUUUGCGGAUGUCUUCGAAUUUGACUGGCACGAUUUGAAGUUGCGGGAGACUCUUUCGGGAGUGUUGAAUGGCUGUGGAUUCAGCUUCGACCCAACCUCCAAGUCCAAGCCCAUGAAGCACGGCAACCCCAACAGACGUUUACCGAAGGAUUUCAAGUCUGCAAAGCACUAUGACUCUGGAGAGAACGCCCUUCGCCUCGUCCCGCAAGCCAUGUCCGGAUCCGGCGCUGGAAGUUCUGGUGACGCGCCUUCGCAACCGCCGCAGCCAGACUUCCGCACGGCGGCAAUGGUUUUCCAGGGGCUGGGAAGCUUGAGCGAUGACGACAUCCGCGUGUUCCUGAGGGCGGCUGGUGUGAAGUCGUCGCGGAGGAUGCUGGGUUUGUGCCACAGCGUCUUGCUGGGGCUGGAUGGCCACUAUCGCGCGAGGAUUCAAGCUCGCGAUGCGAUUCUGCAGCAGCAUCACCCCGGCGCUUCGAUGACUACACCAUCGCCCUCGCCUUCGCCCGCACCUGGUUUGGGGCCGACCAGCAAGCAAGCGACCAAGGGAGUCGGCAAGACAGCCAGGCCUAAGGACCCCGCUCCGCAGGCGCAGCCAGGAUCGUCCUCUACCCGCACCACGCCUCCCCCUACGACGGCACGGACGACUACUCCCUCGGCGAGCACGACCGGAAGCGCGGCUGGAGCAGCCACGGGUAAGGCGGCUACGGCGGCAGUGCCAAGGAAGACGCCGCCCGCUAAGCCUUCGCUGCCUGGCACGGUGAAGCCUGGUGUGGUGGCUCAGAUUGGGAAGCGCCCGCCGGUGGUGCCGCCCGACCCUGCAUUGGCGGCUUGCUUCGCUACGCCCUUCGAGGACACCACCGCGCAGGACUUGGAGCUCAUGGUUGAGCCGCCCGCCGUCGCAGCCAAGGCCAAGGCCUCGCCGGAGACGCAGCAGUCACCCGACACGUCACUGGCCUACCUCGACUUGAUCGUGCCGGACCUCGAAGACCACAUGUCGAUGUCCCCCGCGCCGCAGGUGUUCCCGCCAGUGCCGACCACACCUCUUUCGAGUGAGUCCGAGGAGCGCCAGGGGGACCUGAUCGACUUGGAUAGUGACCCGGAGGAUGACGAGCCGGCCACCGUGACGCCGUGGCCCCGCGACGACGAGGAGGACGACGACGCAGGGCCGUCUGCCCCCGCCCCGCAGGCAGCCGCAAUGGAGACGCAGACCGAGCCGGGAGCCGGGGACUUCGUCAAUAGCCACGGCGGGGCCGGGCUCAGCCGCCGCCGCGCAGACUGCCUCCGCAGGGGACCCACAGGCAGACAGCGCACCCUUGCCGCCAGCCAAGUUCCCGACAUCUGGCGGCUCGCGAACAGCGCAGGGCGGAGCGCCGCGCCAACAACCGCGCAGACCAGGAGGGGGGAGCCGCAAGGUGCCUUUUUGAGAUCUUCCUUCUUCGCCUCGCCGCGCGCCAGCAAAAAGGAGGGAGUGCGAGCUGAUACUCCCCUCGCGCAGGCUAGGUUGGGUCUCGCAGGUGUAAGAGCAACAAUUAGUGUAGAGUGCCGCGCGCCCGCUCGCGCCAUGACAACAUACGAUUUCACUUGCUUCAACGACUUGAUUCGCGCUUGCUUCGACGCGGGCCUCGGGACUGAAGUCGUUGACUUGCUGAGCGACGAGCUCAUUGAGAGCAUCCACGACGCUGCGCAACGCAUUGAAUCGGUUUCUCCGAACCUAGCCGCACAUAUCACGGUUUUGAUCGAGCAUUCUGGCUACCAUCCGAAGAUGGCCGCGGUGCAGUUGGAACCGACCAAGCAUCAGAUGCUCGGCUCCCUCGCGGAGGCGCGCACGGGGACGCCGCGCGGCGAGGGUCAGGGCUCCGUGGCGCCAGCUCGCCAUGACCUGCCGCAAAUUCGCACCUCAGCAGGGGGGCUUCUGAGCCGUGCCAUUGCCGCAGCCAAGCCGGCGAACGCACAGCAUGCCCUACAGGAUUUUCGCGACAACAUCUACGCUCGCUCCGCACGGGCUCCUCUGGACGCGAGAUGGACCACAUGGUGCAAGAUUUGCUCUGCUUGGCAACAAGAACCAGUCCCGCUGACUCCCGAGCUGAUCGAGAUGGUUGGUGCAAGCUUCCGCUUCGGGGGGUAUCGCAGCUCCGCGCAAUACUUCUCCAGAGCCCGCAAGGAACACAUCCGGGUCACCGGGAUGCCGGCACCGGCCGCCGUUGAGCUGGCGAUUCGGGAUGCCAUCCGCUCCAUCGAGAGAGGCAUGGGGGCCAACGCGGCGAAGGACGCCUUCCGCCUCGAUGCCCUGGACUUCGACUUCACCUCUAAGGGCGCGAGCUUCUCGCUGGCACAUGGCAUGGUGGUUUUAGGUCACGCUGACACUGGCCUCGAGCAAAACCGACACAUGGUGCAUCGCUACUGUGGUGUGGUUCCUGAGAACAUCUGCCCUUACCACGCAGCGCUGCGCAUCGCCGACGAGUGCUCCGUGGACCCAGAGGACUUUCUUUUCUCACCGACACCAGGCGCCCCGGACGAGCCCGAUGUGCAGCGCUUUGGGGGCGCACAACAUCUGUGCCGCAUGCGCCUACCGGUGUCGACCAUCAUGCUCCUUGGGAGAUGGGGGAGCCCAGCAAUUGAACGCUACGUUCAAGAAACCGAGCUCGAGGACCUCUUCCCGGUUGCACCGUCUGCGCCGCCUACGACGCCUGCGCGAAGCCAGGCCAUCAUGGACACUGCCAAGGAGCCAGACUUACGACAGUGGACCUUGGUGCAGCCGUCGGCCCAGGCACAGGAGCCGCCGGCCCAGGCAGCCAAGAAGCCCCGCACCACCGGCAGCGCCCAGGAGGAUACGCAGAUCUCCUCACUCUUGGGGACCCUCGACGGCAUAGCGGAGAGGCUCGAGGCGAUACAGGACCGACCUGACCUGGUCUGCAAGUCCAAGGCGCACGCUCGCGAUCCUGAGGAGUCAGCACGCCCGCCAGUGCAAUGGCGAGCAAAGUGUGGUUGGGCGUACGGUUACGCCAAGUUCACCAGAGCCCACGACGACGGCUCCAAAGAACUGUGCCGGAAGUGCUUUCCGGAGAGCUCUGCAGCCUCGACUGCCAAGAUGGAGCAU
This is a messenger RNA of Symbiodinium necroappetens, 3807 nucleotides long. The record is from the annotation of a GenBank genome assembly. Lineage: Eukaryota; Dinophyceae; Suessiales; Symbiodiniaceae.